AUGACAGUGAGCAAUGCUCUGGGGAAGCAUCAGCUCCUCCCUCGAGAGGAGCAGAAGGAGGCCCGCGGCAGCCAGGCCAGCUUCAUGCAGCGGCAGUUCGGGGCCAUGCUGCAGCCCGGCGUCAACAAGUUCUCGCUGCGGAUGUUCGGCUCGCAGAAGGCCGUGGAGCGGGAGCAGGAGCGCGUCAAGUCGGCGGGAGCCUGGAUCAUCCACCCCUACAGCGACUUCAGGUUCUACUGGGACUUCACGAUGCUGCUCUUUAUGGUGGGCAACCUGAUCAUCAUUCCCGUGGGCAUCACCUUCUUCAAGGAGGAGACCACGGCGCCCUGGAUCGUGUUCAACGUGGUCUCCGACACCUUCUUCCUCAUGGAUCUGGUGCUGAACUUCCGGACGGGGAUUGUCAUCGAGGACAACACGGAGAUCAUCCUGGACCCUGAGAGGAUCAAGAAGAAGUACCUCAAGACCUGGUUUGUGGUGGAUUUUGUCUCUUCCAUCCCCGUGGACUACGUGUUCCUCAUUGUGGAGAAGGGCAUCGACUCGGAGGUGUACAAGACGGCCCGAGCCCUGCGCAUCGUCCGCUUCACCAAGAUCCUCAGCCUCCUGCGGCUCCUCCGCCUCUCCCGGCUCAUCCGCUACAUCCACCAGUGGGAGGAGAUUUUCCACAUGACGUACGACCUGGCCAGCGCCGUGAUGAGGAUCAUCAACCUCAUCGGCAUGAUGCUGCUGCUGUGCCACUGGGACGGCUGCCUGCAGUUCCUGGUGCCCAUGCUGCAGGACUUCCCCAAGAACUGCUGGGUCUCCAUCAACGGCAUGGUGAACGACUCCUGGAGCGAGCUCUACUCCUUCGCCCUCUUCAAGUCCAUGAGCCACAUGCUCUGCAUCGGCUACGGGAAGCAGGCGCCGGAGAGCAUGACGGAUAUCUGGCUCACGAUGCUCAGCAUGAUCGUGGGGGCCACCUGCUACGCCAUGUUCAUCGGCCACGCAACUGCCCUCAUCCAGUCGCUGGACUCCUCCCGGCGCCAGUACCAGGAGAAGUACAAGCAAGUGGAGCAGUACAUGUCCUUCCACAAGCUGCCCGCCGAUUUCCGCCAGAAGAUCCACGACUACUACGAGCACCGCUACCAGGGCAAGAUGUUCGAUGAGGACAGCAUCCUGGGGGAGCUCAACGAGCCCCUGCGCGAGGAAAUUGUGAACUUCAACUGCCGCAAGCUGGUGGCCUCGAUGCCCCUGUUCGCCAACGCGGACCCCAACUUUGUCACGGCGAUGCUCACCAAGCUCAAGUUCGAGGUAUUCCAGCCGGGCGACUACAUCAUCCGCGAGGGCACCAUUGGCAAGAAGAUGUACUUCAUCCAGCACGGGGUGGUCAGCAUCCUCACCAAGGGCAACAAGGAGAUGAAACUCUCCGACGGCUCCUACUUCGGAGGGAAGAAGAACUCGAUCCUGCUCCACAAGGUGCAGCACGACCUCAACUCGGGCGUCUUCAACAACCAGGAGAACGAGAUCAUCCAGGAGAUCGUCAAGUACGACCGGGAGAUGGUGCAGCAGGCGGAGCUGCAGCAGCACACGGCGCUCUACAGCCCCGUGCAGCCGCAGGUCACGUCGGCCAUCGCCACGCUGCAGCAGGCCGUCGCCAUGAGCUUCUGCCCGCAGAUGGCCAGCCCGCUCGUGGGCUCCAUGGCGCUGGGCUCGCCCCGCAUGAUGCGGCGCCUGCAGUACGCGCAGGCCGUGCCCAGCCCCUUCGCCAUCUCCCCGGUGCUGCUGCACCCAGACCCCCUCCUGCCCCCAGCAAAGCCCAUGAGGAGGGCGCCCGGCUCCAGCUAG
Messenger RNA from Tinamus guttatus (white-throated tinamou), 1821 nucleotides. NCBI's taxonomy places the organism in Eukaryota, Metazoa, Chordata, Aves, Tinamiformes, Tinamidae. The record is from RefSeq and is a predicted model, not a curated record.